This is a messenger RNA of Galleria mellonella (greater wax moth), 2782 nucleotides long. RefSeq names its product nuclear pore complex protein Nup93-like. Gene Ontology annotation, molecular function: structural constituent of nuclear pore. The record is from RefSeq and is a predicted model, not a curated record. Gene Ontology annotation, cellular component: nuclear pore. NCBI's taxonomy places the organism in Eukaryota, Metazoa, Arthropoda, Insecta, Lepidoptera, Pyralidae. Bases 250 to 2715 code for a protein of 821 amino acids. Gene Ontology annotation, biological process: poly(A)+ mRNA export from nucleus; protein import into nucleus. The transcript is spliced from 15 exons.
AAAUUGUAUGCUUCUGUUUGAUGUUGCUAUUUUUUAUUGUUAAAUUAUUAGUCUGUUGCCAAUUUAAAAAAUAUAUAUGUAAAUCUUCGCUUUACCGGUUUUAAUUUUCGGUGUAUUAUUAUAGUGUAAACCAAUUCACAUGUAAUAUUUAUCGUUGAUAUUGUAUCCGGAAGCUUGUAUUUAUGUAAAUGCAAUAAUAUUUUAAAUCAUAAAUUAGAACUAUUCGGUGAAUAUAACCUUUAAGUCAGUAUGGCCGAUGAAGAUUUCAGCAAAUUAUUACAGCAAGCAGAGCAAUUAACUACUGAAAUUGAAGGCAAUGAAGAGUUGCCUAGAGUUGAACGAUCCUUGGGACAAGUGUUAGAAGCAUCACAGGAACUUUAUUCAAGGGUUAUUCAAUCUGGCGCCAAUGACAUACAAGCGCAUCUUUUAUUUGGGUCAAAAGGUAUUGAUCUUCAGCAAAUAUCACAGAAAUUGGAGACACUUAGCUCAAAACGAACAUUUGAGCCAUUACAACCCAUCGCUGAUUCUGAUAUAGAAAGUUUUUUGAGGAAUGAAAGGGAAAAUGCUAUUUUGUCACUUAUUGAUGAGGUGAAUAAAAAUUCUCUACAAACAACAGAAGAUCAAAAAUGGGAACACAUGCAGUCACAGUGGAACAGAGAGAAAAUCAAACUUAUGAAUGCAAUGAUAGGUCCAUCGCAGAAUUGGCUGGAUCUAAAACGUACUCCAGAACCACCAAGCAUAAUUGAUGCUCCAAAGAAGUUUGGUCACUCAAUGCUUGACAAUAUUGAGGCUGCGUAUGCCAGACAAGUCCACCAGUAUAAUAAGUUGGUAUUUCAAGGAUCAAAGUCAAGAACUGCAUUGCAUCAAAAAUUUGCACAAGUUGCUGAAGAAUUUAAUGAUCCUAAAGUGAAAGAGAUGUGGGAAAUUAUUAAAACAAUGGCCAAUAUACCCGCCUUGGUAAGGGAUGAAGAUCCUCUUAAGGCCAGAGGUAAUGAAACUAUACAACAAUGCCUCAUUGCACAAGGGAAAAGCUAUUUAGAGAAAAGAUAUAAACAAUACAUGAGUGAUGUAGUGAGGUCUAACCCUGCCGCCGCCAUGCGAGGGGGUGAACCAGGCACAUAUCCAUUGGUGAGAGGCUUUGUGGGACUGCGGCUUCACGGUCAAAGUGUCCAGGGGCUGACAGAUGGAGUCAUUGAUGACCGCCCACUCUGGCCUAUGGUAUACUAUUGUCUUAGAAGUGGUGAUGCUACUGCUGCAUUGCAUUGCUUACGUAAAGCAGGCCGUGAUCACGAAGAGUUUAUGUCGGCCCUAGAAGAACAUAUUAGAAACCCUGAGAAGCCACUAAGUGAUAAGUUACAAACAGCAAUCAAUUUCCAAUACAGAAUACAAGUGCGAAACUCGACAGACCCAUAUAAAAGAGCUGUUUAUUGCGUGAUAGGUUGCUGCGAUAUCAGUGAUGAGCAUACAGAGGUGGCGCGUACGGCUGAUGAUUAUUUAUGGCUUAAACUCUCCAUUAUAAAGUCACGUACUAGCAAUGAAACAGACUUUUUGUCCUAUUCUGAUUUACAGAAGUUAAUUUUGGAAGAAUACGGAGAAACACAUUACCAUGCAUAUGAAAAGCCACUUGUAUAUUUCCAAGUGUUGACAUUGACUGGGCAAUUCGAACCGGCUAUUGAGUUCCUGUCGCGAAUACCAAGAUAUCAGGUGCAUGGUGUUCAUAUGGCAUUGGCGUUACAUGAUGUUUACAUGCUCGGCACACCGCGUAAUGUUCAGGCACCAUUAUUGUCUGUGGAUACCGAUGACCCGACACCGCUUAGGCGUCUAAAUUUGGCGCGACUUCUGCUCCUUUAUGUUAGAAAAUUCGAACUCACGGAUCCAUCAGAUGCUUUGCACUACUACUUCUUUUUGAGGAAUCUCAAGGACCCCAGUGGCAAAAAUUUAUUCAUGUGUUGCUGUACGGAUCUCGCAGUUGAAAGUCGAGAUUACGACCUCCUUUUCGGUAGGAUGGACGCCGUCACAGGUUUGCGAAGUCUCGGCCUACUAGAUCAAUUUAACAAUCCCCAUAUUGAUAGUAAGGUCAUAGCACUCAAUGUAGCUGAACAACUAGUUAACAAAGGUCUCUUUGAAGAUGCUAUAACUAUGUAUGAUAUUGCCGGGAAUCUGGAAAAAGUGCUAGAAUUGUUCUGCGUGCUGCUCGCGCAGGUGGUGAACAGCGGUGGCGGCGAGGGCGGGCUGCGGCAGCGGCUGUCGCUGCUGGCCGCGCACGUCUCGCGCCGCCUGCGCUCCGCUGACGAGCCGCUGCCCGCCGCUCUCGUCGACGCCUACACUAAGCUCUGCAAUCUGAUGACCUUUUUCGAUCACUUCCACAGUGAGAACUAUGAGGGCGCUCUUGAGACGCUCCGUGAAUGCGAGUUAGUACCUCUGAGCACCAGUGAAUUGGAUGCGCGUGUCUCAGCAGCAAGGAAUGCUCGUGGCGAGUUGCUUCGCAGUUUGCCCGCUGUACUCCGCGCCCUGUGCACUAUACUACUGGCGCAGAGACAAAAGCUGCGGGCGGCCGCACAAGCACAACCACUGGCAGUACAAACUAAUAACAAGCAAGUGGAGUGGCUUCGUGAACAAGCCGAAGUCCUGAAUACAUUUGCUGGCAACAUAUCUUACAGAAUGCCUGGUGAUACCUAUAGUCAGUUAGCACAAAUGCAAAUACUGAUGCAUUAAAAUAUUGCCGCCGGUCGUUAAUUCAAUAAAUUAUGUUACAAAGAAAUAUAUUAAAUAUUUUGUACUA